Molecule: messenger RNA, 1398 nt
Organism: Cryptococcus wingfieldii CBS 7118
Lineage: Eukaryota; Fungi; Basidiomycota; Tremellomycetes; Tremellales; Cryptococcaceae
Product: SWR1-complex protein 4
Exons: 6
Coding region: 1-1398 (465 amino acids)
Biological process (GO): DNA repair; negative regulation of transcription by RNA polymerase II; chromatin remodeling
Cellular component (GO): NuA4 histone acetyltransferase complex; Swr1 complex
Molecular function (GO): transcription corepressor activity
Source: RefSeq, a predicted model, not a curated record
AUGUCAUCCUCCGACGUCCGCUCCAUCCUCAACCUCCCCCAAGCCGGCUCCUCCUCCCACCACCCCCCCGCCCCCAAAAAGCUCCCACAACCCAAGAAACCCGACGGCAUUUCCCGAGAACUCUACGCCCUCAUUGGCGAUAAUGCGCCGUCACUCGCGGAUGCGCAGGCGAGUAUCGCUGCUGUAAAGUAUAGGGAGAAGCCUGCUUUCAAGUCGAAGAAGGUGCACUGGGAAUGGACGCCAUUUACGCCUGCGGCGCGACAGGAGGAAGGCAACUUGAAGCUGGGCCAUUGGGCUCGAGUCACCGACUCUGACCCAGAAGCAUCAGUCGAAUACUUUGGCAAAUUCAACAACCACGGCCCCUCUUCCAUGGAAUACAGCCAAUACGAAUACGACCAACACCUCAUCGACCCCAACUGGACACCACACGAGACGGCGUACCUCUUCGAGCUGCUGAAAGAGUAUGAUCUGCGGUUUAUCGUGGCGGCGGACAGGUACGCGUAUAUGGGACCGACGGGGAUGGGUCCGGAGAAAAAGCGGUCGGUAGAAGAUAUGAAGGAGAGGUACUACUUUAUCUGCAAGAGGCUGGUGGAAACACGCACAGCCAGCGACCCCCACGCCCAAAACUUGCUCGCCCGUCAAUACGAAUUUGACAAAGCCCGCGAGAUCAAACGCAAACAAUACGCCUCCGAACUAUUCCACCUCACCGCCGCCGAAAUCUCCGAAGAAGAAGCCCUCUACGUCGAGAUCAAGCGCAUGGAGCAGAACGAGCGUCGUUUUCGCGCCGACCGCGACGACCUCAUGCGGUCAGUCAUGGGCCUCGACAGCGGGCUCGUCAACGUCGACCAAGCCACCAUCGAGGGAGUAUUCGGAGCGGACAAGAAUAAGAAGAAGAGAAAGGCGGAUGAUGAUUACCUUGCGCCAUCGCCUGCGCCCACGCCGAAGAGAACGCCAAAUGCGGCUUUCGACAAUGCUCACUGUAUCUACCACGUCCCCACCCCCGCCGAACCCCAAGGCUCGUCCUACCUCUCCACCAAACACCCCGCCCACCUCCCCGUCUACCUCCGCUCCUCCAAGCUACCCCUCCCCAAACCGACAGCUGCUAUACGCGUGACAGAGCUCCUCGCCGAGCUCGGGGUGAACGCUACAAAGCUGGUCAUGCCGACGAGACAGAAUCUGGAGGUCCUUGAGGGCCUGCUAGGCGCGGGCGCGGCGUUGGUGGAGAUGAAGAGGCAGGUGGAUCGGGUGGAACAAGAGUUGAGGACGGUCAGGGCGCAGAAGGAGGGGCUUUUGCCGAUGGCCACGCCUGGUGUGGAGCCUUCUCAGCAAAGCCGCGCCGACUCUGUCGUCUCUACCGACACGACCACCACCACCAACAGGCAAAGCCGACCUCUCUAA